Molecule: messenger RNA, 288 nt
Organism: Aspergillus nomiae NRRL 13137
Lineage: Eukaryota; Fungi; Ascomycota; Eurotiomycetes; Eurotiales; Aspergillaceae
Exons: 3
Source: RefSeq, a predicted model, not a curated record
AUGAGUCCAUACAAAACCUCCGAGGGUUUCAAUACCGCCCUAGGAGCCGGCUUGAACAGUACAUGGUCUGGGGCGGAUGCCAUCCAUGGCGUUGUUAAUGCUGGGGUUAGGAUCGAAGGUGCUGUUGCUGAGCACCAGUGGACCAAAGCGAGAGUCAACGAACAGCUGCAGAGAGCGCAGUACCCGGACGGUAAACCUAGGGUUGAUCACUCGGCGCAGUAUCAGGCUGCAAACCCAACUCUGAGCAACCUCGGAAAUGAUCAGCAACUUUAUAAUCGUGUUAAUGGG